AUGGCCACGGCUAUGAAACGUAUCCCGCGUCUCAAGCCCACCAUCGCAGCCACCGUAGUCACCGUAGCAGGAGUCCUAGCAGGAGCAGGCACGGUCACGGACGCUCCCACAGUCGCAGACACCAUCGCCAUCACUCCAGCACACCCCAGGUCAUAUCUACAGGCGGUAGCACGGUUGCUUAUGCCAAUACCGCCUACCCUCAGGCGUAUUCAGGUCAAUACGGCCCUCGGCUCUCUUUCACUGAUCGUCUACGUCGAUUCUUUGGGUUGUCUCCGAGAUCAGUAG
Pleurotus ostreatus (oyster mushroom) is the source of this 285-nucleotide messenger RNA. RefSeq lists its product as uncharacterized. NCBI's taxonomy places the organism in Eukaryota, Fungi, Basidiomycota, Agaricomycetes, Agaricales, Pleurotaceae. The record is from RefSeq and is a predicted model, not a curated record. The transcript has 3 exons. Bases 1 to 285 code for a protein of 94 amino acids.